CUUUUGCUGAAAACUUGGAUACUCUACCAACUCAAAACAAAACAACAACAAAGGAUGGCGAUAUGGUGGACUCUGCAAAAGAGCAGAGCCGCCCAGCUCAAUGAGAAUUUUGAGCUACAACUGUAGGGGUCUCAGGAAUACCUCUGCAGUUGAAAAGAUGAAGGCGUUACUACGCUGGAAAUAUCCCGACAUUGUUUUCCUAUUGGAGACAAGACUAUACAAAAACGAAUGGAAGACUAAAAUAAAAGAGCCGGGGUUUUCUGAUGGACGUGGAGUAGCAGCAGGAGCAAAUAGGGCAGGGGACUUACUUCUAAUGUGGAGGGAGGAGGUUCAGGUGGCAAUAAAAGACAUAACUCUUCACUACAUUGAUGCAAAAGUGAAGAUGGGGAACUGUAAACAGGAUUGGAGACUCACCGUUGUCUACGGAUGGUCGAAAGUGCGGAAUAAAUAUCAGACUUGUGAUCUGCUUCACCGGCUGCACCAACAAGUUCAAAUACCAUGGUUAGUGGUGGGGGAUUUCAAUCUCAUAACCGACUAUUUGGAAAAGAGCGGUAGUAGGGAACCAUAUACCAAAGAAAUGGAUAUGUUUAGGGAUUGCUUGGAGAAUUGUGGUUUGGAAGACUGUGGGUAUUAUGGCCGGACUUUCACUUGGGAAAACAAUAGAGAGGCAGAAUACUAUACAGAGGAGCGGUUGGAUAGAGCUGUGAGCAACAAGGAGUGGAUAGAAUGUUAUCCAGAUAUGAGGGUCUACCAUCUAGAGAGGUGUGGAUCAUACCACAUUCCCAUCCAAAUAAAAUUGGUUUUGGAGGAAGAGGAAAUCACAUGGGGUUGGUCUUUUAGAUAUGAGAGGUAUUGGGAAAAGCAUGAUGAUUGCGCAAAAGUGAUAAAGGAUGGUUGGAUGGAAAAUGGCAGCAUACCUAUCAUGGAUAGAAUCAAAUGUUGUGAGAACAAACUUCGAUCUUGGAGCAAAGAGGCGUUUGGUUCUCUUAAACAACGUUCAGUGAAAGCAGAAGACGCAAUAAAAGCCCUUAAUAAAAGGAAGCUCACAAAUGCAGUCCUCCUACAAAAGAAAGUGCUUGAGUAGGAGCUCAGUGAUAUCUUAUUACAAGCGGAAAUGAAAUGGCUUCAACGAUCAAGAGCAUAUUGGCUUAAGUCGGGAGACAUGAACACAGGGUAUUUCCACCCAAAAGCUUCAGAACGAAGAAGAAGAAAUACUAUCCGAAGUUUAAAGGACACGUAUGGGCAAGUUUACACAGGCCAACAUGGUGUCACACAAUGCCUAGUGAGCUACAUGCAUACUCUGUUUACUGCUGGAGGGAGAACAAAGACAACUAGAUUUAUUGAAGCAGUUCAGAGAAAGGUUACUAAAGAAAUGAAUGAACUUCUAAUGGCACCCUUCACAUAACUCGAAAUAUGGCAGGCUCUAAAACAAAUGGGUCCAGACAAAUCCCCAGGGGUAGAUGGGAUGUCUGCCAGGUUCUUCCAAAAACACUGGGCAUUGGUGGGACCAGCUAUUUCUAGAGAGCUACGAGGAUAUCUUGAGUUGGGGGAGUUUCCACAGAAACUAAACCAUACCUCUGUGACGUUGAUACCAAAAAUAAAGAAUCCAAAUACACCACUUGACUUCAGACCCAUUAGUUUGUGCACUGUGCUUUACAAAAUUAUGUCUAAGGUGCUAGCAAACAAAUUAAAGGUGGUCCUAGACAAGGUGGUGAGUGAGCAACAAAGCGCCUUUGUGCCAGGAAGAUACAUUAUGGAUAACGUGCUGGUAGCUUUUGAAUGUUUUUCAUGCCAUGAAGUUGAAGAAGAAAGCAAAAAAAGGGACGUUGGCUGCAAAAUUAGAUAUUUCCAAACUCUAUGACCGCAUUGAGUGGUGUUUCCUUGAGAAGAUGAUGCGGAAAUUAGGGUUUGCAGAGAUAUGGAUCCAAAUGAUAAUGCACCGUGUCACCAGAGUUUCCUACUCUAUCCUUGCGAAUGGGCAUCAGACAGAUAUUUUUAAACCAUAACAAGGAUUAAGACAGGGGGACCCCCUGUCCCCCUACCUUUUUCUCCUCUGUGUGGAAGGGUUAUCUGCUUUGACACAAAAGGCAGUGAGGGAAGGGAGGAUUCAUGGGGUUAAAGUGACUCCGAGAGCCCCAGAAUCUCCCACCUACUAUUUGUUGAUGACAAUAUUUUCUUUACAAGGGCUACUACUUAAGAAUGCCUGAAACUAAGAGAAAUUAUGAGGAUCUAUGAGGAAGAAUCGAGCCAAAUGGUCAACUUACAGAAAUCCGAGCUGAGUUUCAGUCCAAACCUAAAGGAGGAAAAACGAAAUGAGCUUGUUGUUGUGAUGGGAAUGAAACAGGUAGCUGUUCAUGGGAAGUACCUCGGACUGCCCACUGUUAUCGGCCGGGAAAAGAAGGCAGUGUUUGAGGUGUUGGUGGAUCGCGUUAGGAAAAAGAUAAAACACUGGAAGAACA
Linum trigynum is the source of this 2459-nucleotide messenger RNA. The record is from the annotation of a GenBank genome assembly. NCBI's taxonomy places the organism in Eukaryota, Viridiplantae, Streptophyta, Magnoliopsida, Malpighiales, Linaceae.